Aspergillus candidus is the source of this 816-nucleotide messenger RNA. RefSeq lists its product as uncharacterized. The coding region runs from base 76 to 699 and encodes 207 amino acids. The record is from RefSeq and is a predicted model, not a curated record. The transcript is spliced from 3 exons. Lineage: Eukaryota; Fungi; Ascomycota; Eurotiomycetes; Eurotiales; Aspergillaceae.
CACCAUCCACCCCUACUUACCUACAUACCACCACCCCAACGCACCACACCAACCAUCCCAUCAACCACACCAAACAUGUCCGCCCCCACUUUCCCCGAACUAGAACAAGCCGCCGGCGCCGUAAUCCUCAUCCUAAAAAGCAUGCCCGAAUUCGCCGACACCAAAAUCGCAAUCAUCGGCGGUCUCAGCCUAUGGAAGUACAUCGAGCACUUCCGGAGCACGGAGGACGUCGACUUCCUAAUUACAGUCCAGGGUGCCCCUAACGCCGUUAAAGAGAAGCUGCUUGCGCUGCCGGACACACCGUUCAAGCAACAUGCGCAGCUAUUUUUCUACGUAGGGCUCGGUGGGAAGGCUGUCCAGGUUGAUAUCACGCCUUCGUGGCAGUCCCCCUACCUCCCCCAGGCCGCAAUCCCCAUAUCAUCCGCCCGCCCCGACUCCCUCCCCUAUAUCUCGGAGAUCGACCUGCUGGUCUUCAAGAUCAACAGCUGCGGGCUGCGACCGACGGCGGUGAAGAAGAUGCGCGAUGUGAGGGAUGCGAGGACCCUCGUUGAUGAUCUGUGUGCGAGGAGUAGUGGGAGGGGGAUUGUGCUUUCUGAAGAGCAGAAGAGUGCUGUUUUGCAGGGGCUGGAUGAUGUCGUUGCGCUCUCGAGGAGGGAGUGGGGGUGGUGGGCUGGGAGGUUGGGGUUGGUUGAUUUGUAGAUCGGUAGGAGGAUGUGUGUGGUGUCUUGGGGGUUGGGUGUUUACUUUGGGUAUGCUGGUUUAGGGGUUUAUGUGCUGUUGGGUUUGAUUAAUGUAUGGAUUUUGUGGGGGGUCUUG